Postia placenta MAD-698-R-SB12 is the source of this 654-nucleotide messenger RNA. RefSeq lists its product as hypothetical. The transcript is spliced from 3 exons. Lineage: Eukaryota; Fungi; Basidiomycota; Agaricomycetes; Polyporales; Adustoporiaceae. Bases 1 to 654 code for a protein of 217 amino acids. The record is from RefSeq and is a predicted model, not a curated record.
AUGCCACAUGCCAGACCCCCGCAAAAGUGUCUCCCUCCAAUGAUCGGGAUGGGGCGAAGGGAGCCCCGCAAAUAUCUCUCCUCUGUGGGACGGGACGAAGACGACCCCAGCAAAUGUCUCCCUCCAACGAUCGGGACGGGGCGAAGACAACGUGGCAGACCGAUACCUAGGCAAGCAGCACAUUACAUUUGCGAUCAAGGCGCUCCCGCAAAAGUGUCUCCCUCCAAUAAUCGGGACGGAGUGAAGGGUCCCCGGCAAAUGUCUCCCUCCAAAGAUCGGGAUGGGGCGAAGACUCAACAGAGCCCUGCAAAUAAUCUCCUCCAAGCGGAUGGGACGAAGGCCCCGAGGCAUGGCGCAGGCCUUUCCGUGGCCCUCGGGAUAAGUACCCGCCUCAACGCUCGCGACGGGGAAACCAACGUGCGCCAACACCUGGCAAGCGACAACGGCCUCGCUCAAUCUCCGUCCAGGCCUUCCAUUGGCGAGGGGAACGCCGCUUAUAAUGGAGUACGCCAGUUCCCAAUCAAGGUCCUGUUAGUUCAACAGCGAGUCCUGACGGAAGUAAUUUGUGCAGCUCUCAGUCAACGGCGGCUCCUCGCGCCGACACAUCAGGUUGUGUCAUUGCUGAUUGAUAUGUUUAUGCUUGUCGUUUCAUGA